Molecule: messenger RNA, 4572 nt
Organism: Hydractinia symbiolongicarpus
Lineage: Eukaryota; Metazoa; Cnidaria; Hydrozoa; Anthoathecata; Hydractiniidae
Product: general transcription factor IIH subunit 4-like
Exons: 1
Coding region: 29-1402 (457 amino acids)
Biological process (GO): nucleotide-excision repair
Cellular component (GO): transcription factor TFIIH core complex; transcription factor TFIIH holo complex
Molecular function (GO): double-stranded DNA binding; ATPase activator activity
Source: RefSeq, a predicted model, not a curated record
GUUUUUUAGCUUUUCUCAAUAUUUUUAGAUGACGGAAAGUUUUUCAAAGCGAAAAUUAAUUUGUAAAGAUCUAUAUGGAUAUUUAUUAACUCUUCCACCAAGUAUUUUGGAUGGCUUAUAUGACCACCCCUUUACAUGUUUAGCUGUAUUCAGAGGUUUACCAGAACUUGCAAAGCAUUAUGUUAUGAGAACAUUAUUCACAGAGCAAUCACUUCCAGACACCUUUGUUUCAGCUUGGUGUAAAACUGAUCAAAUGAAACUGCACGAGUUAGCUCUGUCUCGUUUAAAAGGUUUAAAAAUUUGGACAGUUGUUAAUACUGGCUCUUCGUCCAUUCGAUACGAAAUGAAUCGGUUUUUCAGACAAAACUUAAAGAUUGGUUUAUGUGGUGGUGAUAUUGUCGAAGAAGAACCACUGAAAACAGUUGAAGAGAAGCAUGCUCGCGAUGUUGAUUUCUUAGAUAAAUAUUCCAAAGAAAGAUGGGAGUGUGUGUUAUACUACAUGACAGGAUCACAAAUGGGUGCAAAUGCCGGUGUAAGUGAAGAUGUUGCACGAGUUUUAAUUAAUUCUGGUUUAUUAAAAUUUGAUGUGAAAGAACAAUCAACUUCUAUUACUUCUGCAGGGUUUCAGUUCUUACUGCUUGAUACAUCUUCACAAGUUUGGUACUUCAUGUCGCAACAUUUAGACUCAAAAGAAGGUUCGGCGUUAGUUGAAUGCCUUUCCUUUUUAUUCCAAAUCAGUUUUUCUGUCCUUGGGAAAGAUUAUAAUGUUAAGAAUUUAACUUCAGAUCAGUUCAGCUUUCUGCAGUUAUUGCGAGAAAUUGGUCUUGCCUAUCAACGCAAGCGAAAGUCAAAGCGUUUCUACCCUACCAGACUGGCAAUAAAUCUUGGAACAGCUGUGACUGCGAAUGUUAGCACUUCUCAAAGUUUAGGUUACUUGAUGGUUGAGACAAAUUACAGAGUUUAUGCUUAUACGGAUUCGAUAUUGCAAAUAGCAUUGAUAAGUUUAUUUACAGAAAUAAAAUGUCGUUUUCCAGAAUUCACGGUAGGAGUUUUAAGUCGCCAAAGUGUGCAACAAGCAUUGUCAUGUGGUAUUUCAGCCAAUCAAAUCAUAGAUUUUUUAAGAACUAGAGCUCACCCACAGAUGCGGAAUCAUACACCAGUUUUACCGCCAACUAUAACUGAUCAAAUAAAAUUAUGGGAGAUGGAGAGAGACCGUUUACGCUAUACUGAAGGUGUUUUGUAUAAUCAGUUCCUCUCACAAACCGAUUUUGAAAUGCUUCGAAAGUUUGCAGAAGGAAAAGGCGUGCUUUUGUGGGCAAACAAUGCUAAACGAUUGAUGGUGGUUUCGAAGGAUGGCCACGAUGAUGUAAAAAAGUAUUGGAAAAAAAAUAAACCAUCUUAAAAUUGCUCUUAUUUAUCUUUUUUCACGAUUUUUUUUUAGCUUUUUUUCUGUUCUGUUUUUGUAUUUAGUUUUGUUACUAAAAUUGCAGCAGUUUUGUAGGCAGGUAAAAAAGUUUUUUUAUACAACUGACAGAUAUAGGGUUUUGCAAAAAUGAAAAAUUUGUAGAGGUAUUUAAAUUGUAGCAAAUUAUACGAAAAUUAUUUAUUACAAAAAUGACUUAUUGUGCUUUAGUUAGCAUAGAUGGAAGAUUAUAACGCAUUCUUUAUGUCCUUGAGACACAGUCCCCCUUUUUAAAAAGGUUAAGACUAUCAUCGCAUGUUCUCAAGUUACUGUCAGUAACGUAAUUGUAAGGAGGGGAGCUUAUAAGGAGAAAGAUCAUUUUUUUAAAUCGAUGUUAGGGGAGGUGUUUAUAAAUUACACCUUUUUAUUCCGCAAAAUACGCAUGUGAAAAUGCAGAAUAACAUAAAAACGAGAUUAGUUAUGAGCAAAUUUAGGAAUACUGGUUGUUUACAUGCAAGCUUGAAGAAUGUAUCAAUAAAAUGUUGACUUUCGCAACUUUUAAUAAAAUCGUAGUUAACAUAUUUAUAAAGAAGGUAUUGGUAGUGGUGUGACAAAAACGUAAAAUAUUGCAGGUUUUGUGUAUUUUAUGAUGUAUUUUAUGUGUUGUUUUUGCAUGAUUUAUUGGAACAAAUUUUUCCGAGAAUUAAACUCACGACUUCGCGGAUUUUUAAGUUUUUUGCGAAAUUUUUUAAUUAAUUAAUUAAUGGAAUUCUGUCCAAUCCAUGAAAAUUAUAAUUUUAAUGCGCAUACCCAUGUUGGAAAUUUGUCUUGUUGGAAAUUAUAUCAAGAAGUGAAGAUCAGCCUUAAGUUGCAAUGUUUCUGGUAGGAUGGUUAUUCUAGGAGAUUGUAGAUUGAUAGUGGACUGGGUUUCUGUAUAUCUACAUUGGACGCCAGCUUUCCUUGAUGCGAAGUUGGUUUUCUUUGAUUGAACACCUUUCUCUUGAACAUUUAAAAAACACCAAACAAAGACGGUGUAUUAUGUAGAGAUGCAAACACAUCAAUAAUAGAUUGGAAGGAGGACUUCAAACGAAAAACUGCUUCAUAUGCAACAAACAAAUAACCAAGGACCACUCACAUCUUACAGGAAGAUUCUAAGGACUGGCAUACAACAACUGCAAUCUAUAAUACGGAAUACCAUCAUUCCUGCCGGUAUUUUUCCAUGUCCUGGAAGUAUACGACUUACAUCUUUUUAUAGAACAUCAAAUAAAAGAAAUAGAAGGAGACAGCAGUUACUUCCCAAUGAAUAAAAUGAAAUACAUAUCCUUCUCAAAAAAGAUACCCGUCGAAAAUAAAAAUACACUGAACUAAGAUUCAUAGACAGUUUCAAAUUCACGACAUCAUCCUAGGACAAAUUAUAACCAAAGAAAAUUAUCAACAUGCAAAAAACCGCAUGAAAAACGAUCACUAUCACGACCUAUAUCUAAAAUCUGACGUCCUACUACUAGCCGAUGUAUUCCAGAGCUUUAGGAAUAUUUUCCUAAAAAACUAUGUGCUUGAUCCGGCAUAUGGUAUAUACAGCACCUAGUGGGACGCUCAACUUAAAUCAACAGAUAAAGACUGUUAUCCGACAUUUGUAUGCUACUAUAUCCAUUGAAAAAAAACAGUUCGAGAAGUUGGAUCAAUGAUAUCAAACAGAUACUGAAAAGCCAAUAACAAUAACAUGAAAGAAGGUUACAAUUCAGAAAGUACCAUCAAAAUGCAUUAAGUAACUAGAUGCUGAUAACCUUCAUCAAUGGGCUAGUAUGUAUGGUCAGAACCUUUCCUUGGCCGGUGGUUGUUGGAAUUUUGGUUUUAAUACACUCUCUAGAUCAUUGAAGGGCAUACUGAUUUUGUUUGAGGAUGAAGAUGAUGCAGAUAGAGAAGACUGUUUAGGGUAAUGGAAAGCUGAACGCAAACAUGUUUUUAGGUGCGCAGAUUAAUAUUAAGCGUGAAACACUUAUUUUGUUAAAAAUGUUUUUAAGAGAUCCUUGUAAAGCGUUAUUUGUGGAAGGGACGGGUUGUAGAAAAAUAAGUUUUAGAUUUGUUCGGUUGUGAGUUUAGGGGUCAUUUUGAAUAUAUUGUGAUUUUGAGUUCUACUUUGAUGUGGCAUAAGACUUAUUUUCAAAAGAAGUGGUUGUGGAGCGAUGAUGUGUAUUUUUAGUAGAACUCCUGGUAACAAAUUGUUUGAGGCUAUUGUUUUUUUUAGUAGGGAAAUCAUGUUGCGAGGUUCUGUUUGUUGUAGAUGACACGUUAUUGCUGCUGAAAGGUUGGAUGAGAGGAAAAACAGCAACCUCGUUUCCAGUGCUUUUUGUCUUUCAUCAGUGCUGCGCUUAUUGAUAUUUGUCUCGCCGUCCGAUAUGCAAAAAGAGUCAGCAGGUCCUUAGGAUCGAGGUUGGAGACAACAGUUUUUGGAUUUAAGUACAGAUAGCAUUCGCUAAGUGAUCAAUUUGUACAGAUAAGAUUUACUAAGUGAUCUUUUUUCAGAGUUGUCAAUCGAUUUAAAUGUUUGCUGCAAAAACUCAGUAUGACUCCUUUGAAGUUUUUUAUUGUUGGCAGAUAGGGGCUACCGUAAUUUUUGUUGCCUGUGAACUUUAGCCAUUGAUGACUUCAUAUCCAAAUAAGUUUAUUUUUAUGUCUUUGUUUCCCUCGAACUUUGGCAUGUCCUUUGUGCUUAUGGGAAAUUACAUAUCGUCUAACUUCAGGUCCUUAAGGUAGUUGUUUUUCUUUGUUUGGUCUUCGGGAAUCCUGGAAAAGGGAGGAAAAUAAUGGUCUUCUGUGUUGUUUUUAGGGUAAAAAUUGGCCAUUUUUUAUGUGAAAAACAUCAAAUUUUUAUUACCCUACGAAAAUUUUUAAUAUUAAGACAGUCUUUGUUUGGGACUUUUUUCUUGUCAUGAUAGCUGUUACAUGUGAAAUUAAAUAAUGCAAGGCUUUCUUAGGGAGUUAACAUCCUCAAAUAUGUAUUUUUUUGGACGGCAGAUUCGCCGUAUAAAUAUAUCUGGGCACGAGCAGUUUUUUUUAGUUUGUUUAUGCUUCUGAAAAUUCGCUUUGUGGAAAAGUACUAUCAGUUUCUUUCUAAUGACGAAAUAUAUGAUUGUAAAUAUUUUAACCAAUCAGAACGCAAUAUUCAUUGU